AUGGCACCGCCUCUCGACCUCGGUCUCCCGACGGCCCUCAUCCUCAUCGACAACCAGUUGGCCUUCUGCCACCCAUCAACAGUCUCGCACUGGGGGAGCAGCCGGUCGAACCCGCUCUAUGAAGGGAACCUCCAGUCGCUUCUAUCGGCUGCCCGCGACCGUGCGUCGUUGGCAGCGUCCAAUCCAGUGGAAGUGAUUCACGUCUUCCACUCCUCGACCACGCCCGGAUCUCCUCUCCACCCAAGCCAUCCUGCGCAGGGGAUCCGCCCGUUGGAGUUUGCAACGCCGGCCGCAGACGGCUCCGAGCCCGUGUUCUGGAAGAGCGUUAAUUCAUCCUUCAUCGGCACCGACCUGGCCGCCCACUUGCAGGACAAGGGGAUCCGACAGCUUUUGUUUGCGGGGCUGACGACCGAUCACUGUGUCUCUACAACGGUUCGCAUGGCUGCCAAUCUCGGGGUCGUGGAUGGGUCCGUCGACAACAACGCCGAGACAUUGGGGCCGGAAGGUGCAAACCAGGGCCGAGUGGAAAGGGGGCGGAUUGUUCUUGUGGCUGACGCCACGGCGACGUUCGCCAAAGGGGGCUACGAUGCAGAGACGGUUCAUCACGUCUCUGUCGCGAGCUUGGAGGGCGAGUUCGCCGAUAUCCUCGGGACGGAGGCGGUGGUGCGGGCCUUACGGGGGGUCUAG
Messenger RNA from Penicillium riverlandense, 687 nucleotides. Its product is annotated as putative isochorismatase family hydrolase. The record is from RefSeq and is a predicted model, not a curated record. The transcript has a single exon. NCBI's taxonomy places the organism in Eukaryota, Fungi, Ascomycota, Eurotiomycetes, Eurotiales, Aspergillaceae. The coding region runs from base 1 to 687 and encodes 228 amino acids.